CGUGAGCAAUUUCCUUAUUUGAAUUUUGAAGCAAGAACCUCCUUUACUUCAAAUUCGGACUCAUUCCUUAGUUGGUAGUGGGUCAUAAAAAAGGUCCUUUCAAUUUUUCUCCGGACACCAAACCUCUGAGCUGAGAACUUCAGAGACGUCAUCGACUUGUUCUUCUACUCAACGGCAUCGCCAGGCAUAUGCCCAAAAUUUGACUGUUUCUGCAGCUGAAAUGUGUGUAGCUUGGCUCAGUGAGGUGGAUUCUGAGGCACCCCUCAAACAUUUUCUAGGUAAGAGCUGCAAAAUCUACAGCUUUGGUGGGUCUGGUUCUGUUUUUACUCUGAUACUCUUUCUGGGUUCUGCUGUGUGUGGUUAUUGUGAUGAGUUUCCUAUGGUGUCAGUUCCCCUUGGCUUUGAGAUUUCUGGGUAUGAUAGAAGUAGGAUUUGGGUGUCUGAAAAUAGGGUUUUUGCAUUCGGGUUUUUGGAUGGCUCUUAUAAAGAUGACAGCUUUGAUGGGUUUGUUGUUGGUAUUAGGUAUAACUUAGGAACUAAAGCUGCAAAUUUGCCUGUUUGGACUGUCGGAGGGGGCCUUAGGGUUCCUGAGAAUUCCACACUGAGCCUUUCCAUGGAUGGGAGACUGGUUUUGUUUGAAAACCCUAAUGGGUUUAUUCUGUGGAGUAGCAAUACCUCGAGUUCGGGUGUUCAGAAAGCUAGUCUUUUGAAUAAUGGAAAUCUUGUUCUUAUGGGUGCUGGGGAUAAAGUGGUUUGGGAAAGCUUUAAUAGCCCAACAAGUACUCUACUUCCUGGUCAGUCACUCCAUUUUCCCCAAACUCUUAGUGCCCCAUCAACAAAAUCAGUGUCAAGUUACUAUAACUUUGUGAUUCGACACUCCGGGGAUCUCGCCCUCAUAUGGGAAACAAAUGUGACCUACUGGAAGAGUCACUUGAGUUCAUCUGCUACUGUCACAGAAGCAAGGUUUGAUUCUAAUGGCGUUUUAGGAUUAAUUGAUGUUGCCAAUAAAACUGUUUGGUCGAAAUCAAGUAAGGAUUUUGGAGACCCUUCUGUGGUUUUUAGGCAUCUCAGAAUAGACCCAGAUGGGAACUUAAGAAUGUACUCAUGGGACAGUGUGCUUUACACAUGGAGAGUGGGAUGGCAAGCAGUUGAGAACCAGUGCAGUGUGUUUGGCUUUUGUGGGUUAUAUAGUUUAUGUGGAUACAAUUCCUCAGGUCCUGUUUGUAAUUGCAUUGUCCAAGAUUCCUCAAAUUGGGAAACUGGCACUCCUAUAAUGGAUUAUGGUGGUCUUAGUUGCAAGAAAAUGGUGGAUUUGGGGAACUGCAAGAUGGGUACAAGCAUGAUGGUUUUGAAAGGAACAGUUCUUUAUGGUCUUUACCCCCCUCACGAUGUCGAUACAAUGUUGAGUGAGGAUGCUUGCAAACAGUUCUGCUCCAACGAUACUACUUGCAUGGCUGUUACUUCAAGGAAUGACGGUUCAGGUGUUUGCACGGUAAAAAGAACGAGCUUUAUCAGUGGGUAUAGGUAUCCAUCUCUACCUGCGAUUUCAUACUUGAAGGUAUGUUUGAUCCCUCAAGCAGCGACAGUUCAAGGAGCUCAUCCCCACUUUUCAUUAUUGCCUGAAAGAAUGAAUGUUCCUGGAGUUAUUAGUAUGCAAUUUUUAAGAGCUGUUUCUCUAAUAAUUUUUGUCACAAUCUUGGGUUUUCUAGUGAUUGAGAUCUUUGUGGUUUGGUUUAUUUACCGAAGACGGAAAAUUAAGGCUUUAUCAAGAAUCCCAUUUGGAAAAGAUGCCCAGAUGAACCCACAUUACAGCAUUCUUAUCAGAUUAUCUUUCGAAGAGAUAAAAGAGCUGACUUCUAACUUUGCUAGUCAGCUUGGAACCACUGUGUUUAAAGGUAUUCUACCUAACAAAACUCCAGUCAUUGCUAAGAUUCUUGAAGAUGUUGUUGCAUCUGAGAAGGAUUUUCGAGUGGCAGUUUCUACAUUGGGUGGAAUGCACCACCGGAACCUUGUGCCUCUAAAAGGCUUCUGUUUUGAGCCCAAUCACAAACUUCUACUUUAUGAGUAUGUUCCAAAUGGGUCUCUCAAUGAGUGGUUAUUCAAUUCAAAAGAGGACCAAAAUGAAGGGAACUGGCAGCAAAGGCUUGCCAUUGCCCUUGGAGUAGCACGAGCGCUUGCUUAUUUGCACUUGGAGUGCCAAAAAUGCAUACCCCAUGGGAAUUUGAAACUUGAGAAUGUCUUGCUUGACAAGAAAUUAGUUCCAAAGGUGACGGAUUUUGGACUUUGGAGCGUAUGUCCAAAGGAGGCAGCUUCUUCUUCAGAGACUCGAUCAGAAAGAGAUAUAUACAUGUUUGGGAAAAUGUUGCUGCAACUUGUAAUGGGCAAGAGGGAUAUUUGGGGGGACAACUUGCACCAUUUAGUUAACAAGAUGAAUCAAAAACUGGAACUAGAGGGUAGUGAGGAGUGGGAAGGAGUGGAAAGAGUAGUGCGGAUAGCUUUGUGGUGUAUGCAAAGCCAGCCAUUUUUAAGACCUUCAAUUGGAGAGGUGCUUAAAGUAUUAAAAGGUACAGUUUCUGUCGAUAGACCUCCAUUGGAUUUUGCUUUUCAUCAGGAGAAUUAAACAGACUGGGGAGUUUUGACUGAGAUUGAGGAAGAUUCCUAGAAGAGAACAUGAAUGAGUUUAUUUUGGAAGAAAGAGUGAUUCUGAUUUUACUAGACUCCACACCUCUGGGUUUAGUUGCAGAGUGGGGGAGUACAUGAGGGUUCAAAAGUUUUUUGCAAGAUUGAACACCUCAAGGCAGUACUCUUCUCAUGUGUAAGAAUCCUUGACACUUGAAUGAAACGAAAGUUUUUCCCCAGACAAACUGCGUCUUGUAUUUUCUGUAUGUUCAAUAGGCUUUUGGUAUCUGUAAAUAUUUAGAUGCUUUGACAAGUUUAGAUAAUGGAUGGUGUUGAGGGCAUUUUGUGCCGUCUUCCUUUCUCUCUUCACAUUUCUUUUGUGCAGAGUAACUCUGUGAAUGAGCUAAAGUUUCUUGCAAA
Molecule: messenger RNA, 3039 nt
Organism: Malania oleifera
Lineage: Eukaryota; Viridiplantae; Streptophyta; Magnoliopsida; Santalales; Ximeniaceae
Product: G-type lectin S-receptor-like serine/threonine-protein kinase SD3-1
Exons: 1
Coding region: 221-2620 (799 amino acids)
Biological process (GO): protein phosphorylation; recognition of pollen
Molecular function (GO): protein serine/threonine kinase activity; ATP binding
Source: RefSeq, a predicted model, not a curated record